This is a messenger RNA of Gorilla gorilla gorilla (western lowland gorilla), 5997 nucleotides long. It is a transcript of the gene CLIP4, whose product is annotated as CAP-Gly domain containing linker protein family member 4. Gene Ontology annotation, biological process: cytoplasmic microtubule organization. NCBI's taxonomy places the organism in Eukaryota, Metazoa, Chordata, Mammalia, Primates, Hominidae. Gene Ontology annotation, cellular component: microtubule plus-end; cell cortex; nucleus. Bases 1975 to 4092 code for a protein of 705 amino acids. Gene Ontology annotation, molecular function: microtubule plus-end binding. The transcript has 18 exons. The record is from RefSeq and is a predicted model, not a curated record.
UCUCUGAGAUGAGGGCGGCAACAGGAGCAAACGCGAGCAGACAGCUGGGUGUGUCCCUUUCCAGCAGAGGGGUGGGUUGUGGCCCCUCUUGGUAGUUUAAUCAGCUGUUCUUUGGGUGCCUUUGAAUAAUAACUGGACAAGUCGAGGUGGGAUUCAUUUACUCAGAGUCAUAGCCUCUCUCUGGGGGAGGUUGCUGUAGUCCCUAGGGACCCAGUUUAACAAGUUUUUGAGCCCACAGUCUCAGCAAGAAUGGGUUUGAGGUCUAUAAUUACCCCAAACUUUAAAAAUCAGCUUUGCAGCAGAUCUGGAGGAUCGUCCCUUUGCUGUACCCCAGUGGGUAAGAAUUCUUGUCUUUUGCCAACCCAUUGAGCCGGCAUUGAAUCACUCAAUUACUGCAAAAUCUUUUCUAAAUAGAACGCACACCACAGCCUCCAGUGGAAGCAUUCCAAGAUCUGCAGCAAAUAUCUAGCUCAUUGGCAGAAGCAGGUUUUUGGCAUGAACAACUGUUUUUCACUUUGAUUUCGACUCCAGCAGAAGUUCUGCAAGAUGACCUGGGAAUAAAGUUGGCCAAGAAGCCUCCGAGGGGAGAUCGGUGUGUGACAAUGGGCUCAGGCUGGUCUCCAACUCCUGACCUUCGGUGAUCCGCGUCGGCCUCCCAAAGUUCUUGGAUUACAGGCGUGAGCCACCGCACCCAGCCAGGCAGACUGAUUUCAAUUCUUUUGGUUAUACACCCAGUAGAGAGAUGGCAGGAUCACAUGCGGGAGCAGCUUCCUCCUAGAAACUACACAGUAAUGGUUUGGUCAAAAAGGCUUGGAAUUUAUUAAGAGCUAGAACCAUGCACCAUGUUUUGUGUGUCAUGCUCACUUUUUUAGUAGAGAGACCAGAAAAAUGCCACCAUGGGGUAUUUUCAGCUAAAAUGAAUGAAGUUAGACUUUAUCUUUCCAAAGACUUGCCACAAACCGUGAAGCUCUGGGCCUGGCACUGGACAGCAGUUCUUUCCUUGGAUGUGAAGUGAUGACUGAUCUGUUUGCAGAAGAGAAAAUCAACAAAGACCAGCAAUUUGUACUGACCUCCUCUGUUCCUUAGAGCAUGUCAGAGAGCACGAUUUCAAAACACACUGGGACCGCAGGUCUCUCAUUAGUCAAAGAAACCGCUGCAACCUUGCCCUGGGUGAUGUGGCAAUUUGGGCGAAGAUGGGAAGUGUUUUGCCCUCCUAAGCUGAGCCUCUGGUAGUGACCACUCUCGGCACCCAAAGAUGCUUUGUGACCUCCGAUGGGCUGCUUGCUCCCUCCCUCUGUUCCUACCAUUCCGGAUUCUACCAUACGAGAUAAAGUUUGUGUCUCAUAGACUCCACGACAUCAGUGAAGCUUGUGUUUCAGAGAUGCAAUAUCCAAUUCUGGAAACAGCCUUUUCUUGGCCCACUUCAAGAAGUUGGACUAAGCUUCAGGAAAACUGAUAUAGAAGGAGCCCCAGAUGGGGAUGCAGGGUGACCCAGGUCCUUGACGACUUGACAGUGACUCUGAGUCUCCUCAAACUUCCUGGGCUACUUUGCUGUGAAGUGAAAGUCCAGGCCCCAUUUAUGUUUCUUCUUCCUCUGCUAUUGCUGCUGGCAGCCUAUGAGGUAGGUGAAGGGUCAUAAUUAAUAGUGUUCGGCCCUUUAAAUCUGGUCUCCAUAGCACCUCCACAAUGCCAUUAUUGUGUAUGUGCUGCCUGUGGGGACACUGGCUGGUGCUCUCAAAGGAGGACUCUAAGGGAGGCCUGCUGAAGCCUGCCACCACCACCAGGCUUUCUGUAAUUGGAUCUGCACAGGGGCCUCAGGGAGUGCGGUAUGAAAACACCCAUUUCCAUGCACUCCCAACCAACACGCUGAAUGGUCUGUACUCUUGAUGAGAAAGACCCAUGAGGGACUGAAAAUUCUUUUUUUCUACGUGACGCUGAGAAGACAGUCACAUGGUUUGGGUGGCUUUCUAGAAGAUGACCAUAGAGGACCUUCCAGAUUUUCCAUUAGAAGGAAAUCCUUUGUUUGGAAGAUACCCAUUUAUAUUUUCUGCUUCUGAUACCCCAGUUAUCUUUUCCAUUUCUGCAGCACCAAUGCCUUCGGACUGUGAAUUUUCUUUCUUUGAUCCUAAUGAUGCAUCAUGCCAGGAAAUUCUUUUUGAUCCCAAAACUUCAGUUUCAGAAUUAUUUGCCAUUUUGAGACAGUGGGUUCCUCAGGUCCAACAAAACAUUGACAUUAUUGGAAAUGAGAUUCUUAAGAGAGGUUGCAAUGUGAAUGAUAGAGACGGAUUGACAGAUAUGACUCUUUUACAUUAUACCUGCAAAUCUGGAGCUCAUGGUAUUGGUGAUGUGGAAACAGCUGUAAAAUUUGCAACUCAGCUUAUUGACCUGGGAGCAGACAUUAGUUUGCGGAGUCGCUGGACAAACAUGAAUGCUUUGCAUUAUGCUGCUUAUUUUGAUGUCCCUGAACUUAUAAGAGUGAUUUUGAAAACAUCGAAACCAAAAGAUGUGGAUGCCACUUGCAGUGAUUUUAAUUUUGGAACAGCUUUGCAUAUUGCAGCAUACAACUUGUGUGCAGGUGCUGUGAAGUGCCUCUUGGAGCAGGGAGCAAAUCCUGCAUUUAGGAAUGACAAAGGACAGAUCCCUGCUGAUGUUGUUCCAGACCCAGUAGAUAUGCCGUUAGAGAUGGCUGACGCCGCAGCCACUGCUAAGGAAAUCAAGCAGAUGCUUCUAGAUGCGGUGCCUCUGUCAUGUAACAUCUCAAAGGCCAUGCUCCCAAAUUAUGAUCAUGUCACUGGCAAGGCAAUGCUUACGUCACUUGGCCUGAAGUUGGGGGAUCGUGUUGUUAUUGCAGGACAGAAGGUUGGUACAUUAAGAUUUUGUGGAACAACUGAAUUUGCAAGUGGGCAGUGGGCUGGCAUUGAACUGGAUGAACCAGAAGGAAAAAAUAAUGGAAGUGUUGGAAAAGUCCAGUACUUUAAAUGUGCCCCCAAGUAUGGUAUUUUUGCACCUCUUUCAAAGAUAAGUAAAGCAAAAGGUCGAAGGAAGAAUAUAGCACACACUCCUUCUACAAAAGCUGCUGUACCUCUCAUCAGGUCCCAGAAAAUUGACGUAGCUCAUGUAAUGUCAAAAGUAAAUACUGGAUUAAUGACAUCAAAAAAAGAUAGUGCUUCUGAGUCAACACUUUCAUUGCCUCCUGGUGAAGAACUUAAAACUGUGACAGAGAAAGAUGUUGCCCUGCUUGGAUCUGUCAGCAGCUGCUCCUCUACAUCUUCUUUGGAACACAGACAGAGCUACCCCAAGAAACAGAAUGCAAUCAGCAGUAACAAGAAGACAAUGAGCAAAAGCCCUUCCCUUUCAUCCAGAGCCAGUGCUGGUUUGAAUUCCUCAGCAACAUCUACAGCAAAUAAUAGCCGUUGCGAGGGGGAACUCCGCCUCGGAGAGAGAGUGUUAGUGGUAGGACAGAGACUGGGCACCAUUAGGUUCUUUGGGACAACAAACUUCGCUCCAGGAUAUUGGUAUGGUAUAGAGCUUGAAAAACCCCAUGGCAAGAAUGAUGGUUCAGUUGGAGGUGUGCAGUAUUUUAGUUGUUCUCCAAGAUAUGGAAUAUUUGCUCCCCCAUCCAGGGUGCAAAGAGUAACAGAUUCCCUGGAUACCCUUUCAGAAAUUUCUUCAAAUAAACAGAACCAUUCUUAUCCUGGUUUUAGGAGAAGUUUUAGCACAACUUCUGCUUCUUCCCAAAAGGAGAUUAACAGAAGAAAUGCUUUUGCCAAAUCGAAAGCUGCUCUGCGUCGCAGUUGGAGCAGCACCCCCACUGCAGGUGGCAUUGAAGGGAGUGUGAAGCUGCACGAGGGGUCUCAGGUCCUGCUCACGAGCUCCAAUGAGAUGGGUACUGUUAGGUACGUGGGCCCCACUGACUUUGCUUCAGGUAUCUGGCUUGGACUUGAGCUCCGAAGCGCCAAGGGAAAAAAUGAUGGGUCAGUGGGUGACAAGCGCUAUUUCACCUGUAGGCCGAACCAUGGAGUCUUAGUUCGACCGAGCAGAGUGAGCUAUCGGGGAAUUAAUGGGUCAAAACUUGUGGAUGAGAAUUGUUAAGCUUCUAAAAUAUUAAGAAAGCUCAAAUAUAUAUAUUUGGUGUAAAUAAAGAGUCCAUGGUAAAUGGUUUACUUUAUUUAGCCAUAUUAAAAUUUUGAAAAUAUAGUUAUCUUCUUAAAAACCAUUAUAACAAUUUAGAGAGAGUUCUUUACAAAGCCAUGAAUAUGAACUAUGGGGAAUCAUGGUUCUUUUAAAGCAAUUUUCAAAAUAAGUACCAAUUAAAGCUUUAGGUCCCAAGAAGAUUCUGGGACUCAGGAAGAAAAAGUGCCAUCAGGUGACCAGCUGUUGCAUUUCUUGCUUAUUCUGUUUUGUUUUUGCACAUCAUAUUGGAUUUUUCUUAGUGCCCUAAUUGUGAAGGGUUUCUCUAGCUUUGGUUAUGUAUAAUGUUCACGUGACCUUUUUUUGUCAAGCAUUUUUGGAAUUUUUCUUUCUUUCUGUGCUUUAUUACUAAUAAGUCCAAUGAGUGAGUAGUAGCUAGAUGACUAGUAUGUAGUUUUAUAUUUUGGUAAGAUUAUUUGCCCUUUCAGAAAUGCCUCAUCUAAAGAUACAUGAUAAUUUUGGAGUUGGAAGGGGCCUUAGAGGCUCUCCAGCUCUGCUUCUUGCCCAUUGCCAAAUACUGAAAUGGAAGCCCGUCUUACCUGGGGUCACUAACUGGUUGGUUAACUGAGCUAAAAAUAGACUGUGGGUCUCCUCACUUGUGGCCCAGUGCUCUUUCUGCUAUACAAAAUGUCUAAUCUCAGAUUUUUCUUCUGCUGCUUGACUGCUUCAUCUGGAUGAACUACAAAAAACCCAUGAUUAAGGUUUAUGAAUUCAAGUAAUAAUUAGAUUUUUUUUUGCACAGACUUACUUAACUUCCUUAUUGGAUAUAUUUGUAACACAUAAACACAAAGCACUUUUCAAACAUGAUGCACUUUUAUCUUUGUGAAGAAUUUACUGUCCUUUCCUCCUGGGAUAUGAGAAACAUUUUAAAAAACGUAUUUAACAGAAGAGAGCAAAUAAAGAUAUAUCAGGAAGGAUGUAUUAUUUACUUAAAUGUUUAUAAUAUCUGGAUUUUUUUUGUUUUAUUACUCAUAGAACUGGUGUUUGCUGUUUUUAUUUCUCUAAUUGUUGCAGAGUUCUGCCUGUUACAAAGCUACAGAACUGUAUUUUUAUUUUCCUUCUUGAGCACAUGUUAACAAACUAAGCUUCACAUUAGAGUGAUGUCAUAAUGUAAAAUGUUUGCAUUGUGGUUAGGUAUUGAAGUUUAUGUCCUGUCUGUGUAAAGAUUCAUCUUUUAUUGUAAAUAUUUAGACUUUACCACAGAAAUAUUGGAACAGUUUGCUUUAUAAGAUUAAAAAGCAUCCUUCAGAAUGGAGCUUGCCUUGUGCUUAGAAAUAAUAUGUUGAACUAUUUUGCAAUAUACUAUUUUAAAUCUAAAUUCUGUCACUUCGCUGCCUUUUUAAAAUAGUGUGGUGUUUCAAAUAUUGCUAGAGCUAUUUUCCUGAAAUACAUUUGCAAAGUAAGGCUGCUUUGUAAUCAAGGAAUAUUUUUAUUGAUUGAAGGAAAUGACUGUACUGCGAUUCAAAAGUAAACUUAUUUUAUUAUACAGAUUAUUUCUUAAAAACUCUAUUUAUACCUUAACAUGAAAUCCAUGACCACACCAAACUUGGUUAUUCAUAAUUUUUCCUGUUAAAUAUAAAACACUGUAAGUUAAAAACAGUAAUGCCAACAUUGAAUUUAUUUUUGAGGUCAAAGAACCAGUUUUCUCUUUAUAUUUAGAUGAGGAUUAUUAAGUCCAUAUAACAUAUAUGUUUACAUAUACUAUACAUGCAAAUUAGGUGUUUUCAUUUGUGUUUUGCUUAUGAAAUGUCAUUUAAAGUUCACUUCUUGAGCAUCAAUAAAAAGGGAAGCUGUGUGGUUUUGGAA